AUGGUCCCAAACUCGAACUACGUGUCUUCUUCUGCUACGCCUCCUACAGAUCCAAUGACAGAGUAUGCGAUGGAGAUUCCUCUAGUGCCCCCUAGCAGGAUGCUCCUCCACCACCACCCGUCAUCCGAUUUGCACCAAACAAUAAUGCUUACACAUAGGAGAUUUCCGAGGUCAUUAAGUCAAUAUAUGACCAACCGUGGUCGAGCUACACAAAGAUUCUUGAUAAGACCAGAGAGUGAUGGUUUUAGAAAUGGGCGGAAGAUCUACGACCACCAGACAGUUAAACAACUUCAGCAGAUGAUGAAUGACGCCUUUGCCUACAAAAGAAUGCCUUUUGGUCUGUGUAAUGCACCUGUAACUUUUCAAAGAUGCAUGCUAUCCAUCUUCUUUGAUAUGGUAGAGAAGUUCCUGGAAGUCUUCAUGGAUGACUUCUCAGUAUAUGGAGACUCAUUCAGCUCCUGUCUUAAUCAUCUAGCACUUGUCCUGAAAAGAUGCCAAGAGACUAACCUGGUCUUAAACUGGGAGAAAUGUCACUUCAUGGUGACUGAAGGAAUUGUCCUAGGAUUUUACAGAAGGUUCAUAAAGGACUUUUCAAAAAUUGCAAAACCUCUAAGCAACCUGCUUGCUGCCGACAUGCCAUUUGUGUUUGACACAAAGUGUCUGCAGGCGUUCGAGACCCUGAAAGCCAAGCUGGUCACAGCACCAGUCAUCUCUGCACCAGAUUGGACAUUACCAUUAGAACUAAUGUGUGAUGCCAGUGACCAUGCCAUUGGUGCAGUGUUGGGACAGAGUCGUGUUCUAAAUGAUGCACAGAAGAAUUACACAACCACAGAAAAAGAGUUACUUGCAGUGGUUUAUGCCAUUGACAAGUUUAGAUCCUAUUUAGUAGGGUCAAAAGUGAUUGUGUACACUGACCAUGCUGCUCUUAAAUACUUACUCACAAAGCAGGAUUCAAAACCCAGGCUCAUAAGGUGGGUGUUGCUUCUGCAAGAGUUCGAUAUAGAGAUAAGAGACAAAAAAGGGACAGAGAACCAGGUAGCUGAUCAUCUGUCCCGAAUAGAACCAGUAGCUGGGGAGUCCCUCCCCUCUAUUGAGAUCUCUGAGACCUUUCCAGAUGAGCAACUCUUUGCUAUUCAGGAAGCUCCAUGGUUUGCAGACGUUGCAAACUAUAAAGCUGUAAGGUUCAUACCCCAAGAGUACAACAGAAUGCAAAGAAAAAAAAAAUUAAUUUCAGAUAUUGAAUUGUUUGAUGUAUGGGGUAUUGACUUCAUGGGUCCUUUCCCACCAUCAUACUCAAACACGUAUAUUCUGGUGGCAGUAGACUAUGUAUCUAAAUGGGUAGAAGCAAUUGCCACUCCCAAUAAUGAUACUAAGACCGUGUUAAAAUUCCUCCAGAAACACAUCUUCAGUAGGUUUGGUGUUCCCAGAGUACUAAUCAGUGACGGGGGCACUCAUUUCUGCAAUAAACAGCUGUAUUCUACUAUGAUCCGAUAUGGAAUUAGCCACAAAGUAGCAACUCCGUAUCAUCCACAUACAAAUGGGCAAGCUGAAGUCUCUAAUAGAGAGCUAAAAAGAAUCCUGGAACGGACUGUUAUUGCCCGUAGAAAGGAUUGGGCAAAGAGCUUGGAUGAUGUUCUAUGGGCAUACAGAAUAGCAUUCAAGACUCCUAUAGGAACCUCUCCGUACCAACUUGUGUAUGGUAAGGCCUGUCAUCUGCCCUUAGCUGGUGAAAAAAGAUUGCUCCAGCUAAAUGAGCUAGAGGAGUUCAGACUUAGUGCCUUUAAAAAUGCAAAAAUUUAUAAGGAAAAGGCAAAGAAAUGGCAUGACAAG
Arachis duranensis is the source of this 1830-nucleotide messenger RNA. RefSeq lists its product as uncharacterized. Lineage: Eukaryota; Viridiplantae; Streptophyta; Magnoliopsida; Fabales; Fabaceae. The annotation marks the transcript as partial. Gene Ontology annotation, biological process: DNA integration. The record is from RefSeq and is a predicted model, not a curated record. Gene Ontology annotation, molecular function: nucleic acid binding. The transcript has 8 exons.